Patiria miniata (bat star) is the source of this 1611-nucleotide messenger RNA. RefSeq lists its product as uncharacterized. The transcript has 16 exons. Gene Ontology annotation, molecular function: protein binding. Lineage: Eukaryota; Metazoa; Echinodermata; Asteroidea; Valvatida; Asterinidae. The record is from RefSeq and is a predicted model, not a curated record. The coding region runs from base 200 to 1513 and encodes 437 amino acids.
ACUCGACAACAGAGGGCGCUCGCCGUUCCAGAUCCAGCUGCUGUUCAAGUUUCUCUCGCUUUGCACCGCCUUGCAGUUGCAUGCAUGCCUCGCUUGUAAACAACUAAAAUCAACCCUUCCUAAAAAUAUUUUAACAAAAUGUCAGUGCUUUGGUGAUCAGUUUCUAGUGUAAUUGUAAAAUUAUAAAACACAUGCCAAAAUGGCAACAAGGGAUCCUUUGCUGAGCAAUCUGAAAGCUGUGUUGUUGAGGCUGAAGGAGAACAAACAGCCAAUCACAGACGGCGACCCAGACCUUCUGAUUCUUUGUGAUACAAUGGAGUGCAUCCUGCGCAAGGGACUGAAAAAGCCUGGCUCCUUGUUUGGCUUAUACAAACGAGACUACUGGUGUUGGAUGGAAUCCAUGAUCACUGCCCCAGGGAGUGCCAGGCUGCAUCCCAUGUUCCCAAUAGCCAUUGAAGCCUGCAAGUCAUCCAACAAGGUGAGAUCCCACCAGGGGCGUGGUCGCCUACUGCUUCGCAUCUGCCUCCAUAAAAAGAUUCUUGCUGUGCCUAUAGAGCAACUUCUUAAGAACUCAAGGAUGCUUGAGACCUGGUACGACCCUCUUCUGUCCAUCAUCGGUAGCGAGCUGCUUGUAGAAUCACUGACUUCACUUCUGUUCUGGGCAUCGGAAAUUCAGUUUGACCUCAAUAUUAAGAAUGCCAGUUUUCUUGAUGAGACGUGGACCCUACCCGUCUACCGCCAGUAUGAGUUUGUCCCAUGUAAAGACCUAGGCGUGGUCAUCAGACACAUCAGGAAUCGGGUCCUGGUGGCUGAGGUGAAGCCAGACAGUAUAGGUGCACACAAAGAUAGAUUAGAGCCCGGUGAUAUACUGGAUGAACUGUAUGGAAAAUCUCUUUAUGGCAGUGCCAAAGGGGGCAAGAUUCCCUCUAUACUUAGACAACACGAGGGUUGGCCAAUUUACAUAUCAGUUAUAAAGUGUCAUUUGAGAACCGGAAAGGUAUUCUACAACAUAAAGGACCACCUUGCAGUAUUGAGGGACGAGUACGCAGGCUUCAAGGUUCCCAUCGACAGAGAUCCGAACCAUAACAGGAAGUCAUCUAAGGACAAAGAUCAGCGGGACAUCUCACACAAACUCAGUGGAAGUUCUGUUCAUAAAGUGAAAUAUGUUGGAUGCACGGGUGUUGGCAAGGAGGGUGGGACGUCCGUCAUUGAGAGCGCUAUAUUGAGAGUACUGGAAGAACAUGGUCGUAACCCUACGACAUAUAAGGAUGUGUUCUUAGAGCUGGGAGAGACCAAUCUGAUUACCUGGGAGGCAUCGGAUGAGGAUCGGAUCAUCAUGAAGCACUGCUACCCUGAAAUAUCAUCUUGUGGCAGGAGGGUUGAUGCAUUGCUGUACUUUGCCUAUGUCGCUGGUGACACUACAUGUACCAUAUCCAAGCAAUUCAAGUGCUUCGUCUACUUAGCAACUUGUGAUAAAGAGGUAAGUGAACUUUUUCAUCCAUGCGGUUCGUAAGUGACUGCGUCAUACGCGCACUCAUGCACUCAGCAUGUUUGUUUAUGUUGUAAAUCGAGGAUUUUCUUUUGUUCCUCUUCCCUUUUCCUUUGUUUGUA